ACGAGGAUACGUUCUCACAACAAGAAUCGCGGUGCUUGCUCAGUACCUUAGUUCACAACGUCGCAUGAGGCCCUUAUCCUGGUUCCAUUAGACAGGCGUUCGUCGUUAUUCUAGCUCCGUAGAACGAUAGCAGCGAGCCUGCGCGUGUUGACCAGUUGAUCAGUCGGCGUGCUACCACCUUACCACCUCACCUCUGCGGACCUUGCCCUGUCGAGCUCCUGUCUUGCCUCGUUCAUCCCACCACCCGCCACUGUCUCGCUAGCUUCCUUCCCCUGGCGGGUGUACCAUCAGCAGAGCGGGCGCAAGGGCAAUCGACGCAGAGUAGAUUCUCUGCAAAUCGGAACUGGCGCGAAGGGGAUUUUGCGCGAAGUUAGUAUCAGCGCAAAGCGGGGAUCGGCGCAUUUGAGGGAUCGGCGCGUAGGGGGGAUCUGCGCGUGGUGGGAACCGGCGCAAUGGCGGGGGCGGAGGGGGCGGCGGUGGUCGAUUGGCACACGCGGGCGCAGAAUCCGCGCAACCCGGUGGUGUUCUUCGACGUCACUAUAGGAGGCAUCGCCGCGGGCCGCAUUAAGAUGGAGCUGUUCGCUGACAUCGCGCCUCGCACUGCGGAGAACUUUCGGCAGCUGUGCACGGGCGAGAUGAGGAAGAACAACAUACCACAAGGGUACAAGGGGUCGGUGUUCCACCGAGUGAUCAAGGACUUCAUGAUUCAAGGAGGAGACUUCCUCAAGGGUGAUGGCACUGGGUGCAUCAGCAUAUACGGGUCCAAGUUUGACGACGAGAGCUUUAUCGGCAAGCACACCGGCCCGGGACUGCUUUCCGCUGCCAACAGUGGGCCCAACACCAAUGGCUGCCAGUUCUUCCUCACGUGCGCCAAGUGCGAGUGGCUCGAUAACAAACACGUUGUGUUUGGGCGAGUGUUGGGGGACUCGCUGCUCGUAGUGCGCAAGAUAGAGAACGUUCAAACGGGCCCCAACAACCGCCCCAAGCUUGCAUGUGUCAUUGCUGAGUGCGGCGAGCUGUGAUCUGAACGUAUCACUUUGCCAUGCGUUGCGUGCGGAGGUUAUGUCUUUGUUGUAUAGACUACAUAGUAGAAGGAUGUGGGAUGCGUUCGUUAAUAGGCCGAAUGUUCAUGUAUUAGAGGGUCUUUUGCCCUUCAUUGUCCUCUCGUCUCGUCUCAUGAAAUGCUGAUUUGUUUGAUCAACUGGAUUUUUUUUGUGGGAGUGGUUCUGACAC
This is a messenger RNA of Closterium sp. NIES-67, 1233 nucleotides long. The record is from the annotation of a GenBank genome assembly. Lineage: Eukaryota; Viridiplantae; Streptophyta; Zygnematophyceae; Desmidiales; Closteriaceae.